Sphaeramia orbicularis (orbiculate cardinalfish) is the source of this 4621-nucleotide messenger RNA. RefSeq names its product microtubule-associated protein 4. Gene Ontology annotation, biological process: microtubule cytoskeleton organization; neuron projection development. NCBI's taxonomy places the organism in Eukaryota, Metazoa, Chordata, Actinopteri, Kurtiformes, Apogonidae. Gene Ontology annotation, cellular component: neuron projection. Gene Ontology annotation, molecular function: microtubule binding. The record is from RefSeq and is a predicted model, not a curated record.
CCGAGUGCACUGUUCGGGUGGGCGGAUCGUAGCGGUGACGGCGACGUUUGGAGACUCCCGACAAACUGUCAAAAAACACACAACUAACGCCAUGGCGGAGUUAGACCUGAGUCUGAGCGAUGCGCUGACGGACAGCGUUCCUCAGUCAGGCCCAGAGAGCCUUGUUGAGCGGGACUUUGUGGCACAGCUGGAGGCGGAGACUUUCGAGGAUCAGGUUGGGGAGACGGUGGGGAAAACAGACUACAUCCCACUUCUGGACAACGAUGACACCAGAGCAGAAGCGGGUACUGCGUUGGAGAACGGCGAGCAAGAGGCUCAGGGGGUGCAAAAGCCUGGUUGUAAGCUGACCGCGGGGGGACAGACAUCAGCGUCGCGCCCAGAGCCGCAGGGAGAGGUGCGGCCACACUCACUUGACCAGCAGCAGGCCUUCGCAACAGACUUCUUAUCAGCUUCCAUGGCAAGUUAUUCAGAUCCACUGGGCUCCCACACCAGCCCUGCCCAAAUGAUGGAUACUGGUUUAAUGGGAGCUUUUUCAGGUUUCUCCCAGCCUGGAGGGAUCGGUCUGAACGUUGAGGUGGGAGCUGCACCCUUCUCAGCAGAGAAGCCCGCGAGUAUAGCAGAACCUCAGCAGGUCUCGCCCAAGUCGGCUUCAGAUGUCCCAAAAGACCACAGCCCCAUGCUGCCUGAACCACAGGCUCCUCGCAGCCCUCUGGAUCUGUCAGCAGGUACAUUAGGCGACUGCUGGCAAGACAAGGCCAGCUGCCUAUCGUCAGACCUUCCUUUCACUCCCAGUGUUUCCACUGUGAUCAGUCGUCAUGCUGGCCACCUCGGAACAAGUCCUGAAGACCAUCCUGACAGCUGGCCGAGCCGAGAGAGUGCUGCAUAUGCUGGGGGUGAUGAGAGGGAGGGAGACGGAUCAGACAGAAAGCAGAAGAAGAAGAAGAAAAGACGACAGAAAGAUGAGGGAUCUUAUGAACAUAUUGAGAGCAGGGGUCAACCUGAGGCACAAGUCCAGGGUGAAAACACUCCCCCAGCAGAGGAGUUUUACCACAGGAUUGGCCCAAGGCGGGAAAGAGGAGAAGGUGGCUGGGAGGAGCAGCUUGGCAAGAGUGGAGGUCGGGGAAAAAAGGGGAAGAGCAGGAAGAAGCUUCCAGAAGAGUGGAGUGUGAUUGCAGAACCAUUUAUUCCCUCACCUGCAGUAACUUCCCAAAUCCCCCCAGAGGUACUGAUGGAUCUUGGGAGUUCGGCUCAGGCAAACCCAGAGGCCUCCUUUGCAGACAUCAACAAGAGCCCCUGGAAACAUGAAACCUAUCCAGAAGAAGGCCUGGCCCCAUCUCCCUUGUCGGAGGACUUGUUCUCUCCAACAAUUGCCCCCAUUAGCCCCAUGGUCCUGAACAGUGAGCUGAAGGCCACAGCCGCUCCGUUCACUAUGCCCUCCACCAUCAACACUUCAGGGCUUGGCUCCUUUUCCUUGGCCCAACAACCUGAUGAUCCAUUUGACCUCCUGAUGGAUACUGAAAAUGCCAACCUGGGCAACAAUGUCCAGGCAUUAUCUCCACCUUUCUCUCCAGGGAAUGAUGAAAGAAGUAGUGACAUGGUUGACAGUGGGAUGUUUGACAACACCGCUUCUCUCCAAGACUCUUCUGUACAAGGUAUGCUUGAGGGAGACACCUCAGCUUUCAGCCCUGCUUCACAGCCCAGCAUUUCCCCAAAAGGCGAGGUGUUAGCCUCAGCCCCACCUCUUUCACCUUCUGAUGCUUCAUGGCUUCUGAAUGACUCCAACAUUAGCAGCAAUAGUGAGCUAUUUGAAUUCAGUAACAUGAGCACUUCAGGUCCCCCCUUACCCUUAGGUUUAGCUUUCGACACCCCAAGCCCAGCCCCUCUUCGCUCCCCAAAAACCACAGCACAGGAAUUUCAAACCAGAGAGCAAAAAGAUGCCAAAUCAGCCCAGAAACAAUCCAAGAAGUCGCAUUCUUCCUCCUCCUCCUCCUCUGUUAAGAGCCCCACCUCCCCAGGAACUAAGAAAUUCCCUUCCGAGGCAUCCCCGGUCCUCAGCCCCUCCACCCCUCCAACGUUCACACCUCUUGGAGUUCCAGGAUCUGGUCUUAACCCUGCAGCAAAGCCUUUCUUUCCCAGCUUUGCUGAUCCAGUAGAGGAGCCAGCUGUGGUUUCUCCAGCUGUUCCCACCAUUGAAGUGAAAUCAGACAAGGUGGAGAAGGAUGAGAAGAAGGAGGAGAAGGUAGAGGACACAGCAAAGAAGGUGGACAUGCCAAGUACUAUAGAUAAAGCUGAGCAGAAGAGUGUGAAGGUUGAAUUCACAAGCAGCGAGACUGUCACCAAGGUGGAGAAAGAGGUGGUGAAUGAAAAGCAGAAUGAGAUUGAGAAAGAAAAAGAGAAGGAGGUAGAGAAAGUGAAAGAUCAAGAGCAGGAGAAACAAAAAGUGAAAGAGGAGAAAGAGGCAGAAAUAGUCAAAGAGAAAGAGCCUGAAAAGCUGAAAGAAAAAGAGACGGAGGCAGUAGAGUUAACGCUGAAAGCAGAAAAAGAGAAUAAAACAAACAAGAAUGAAGAACCACUAGAAAAACUGGAGAAGAUGGACAAAGCUGACAAGACAGAGAAGGUGGAAGAUGUUAAGCUGCCAGGCAAAGUAGAGAACGAAGUUGAGAAAGUAGAGAAUGUGGAAAAGAUGGGAAAAAAUGAAAAGCCCAAAGAGGAAGAAAAAGUAGAGAGCAAAACCCUGGAGAAGACGGAGCAAACGGAGGGAAAAUAUGACAAAGAGCAGCAUGUCGACAGUGUGGAAAAGAUCCCAGAGCAUCAACCAACACCCAUCAAGCAGGAUACCAGUCAUGACCAACCAGAGAAGAAGGAUAAUGUGGAGACAAAGGUGACAGUGGUAGAAGAACCUAAGAAAGAAGAGGCUCAUACAGACAAAGCCAAGGAGACAGAGAAAGACAAAAAUGUAGAGAAAUCGCCUGAGAAGCCAGCGUUAAAGGAAGAGAAGCAGAGCAAAGCACCAGCUGAGAAGAAGACUGUGGAGAAAAAGGAUGAAAAGAAGGAGAAAACUACAAAAGCAGAUGUAGGAGAGAAAGCCAAAAAAGCAAAACCUGCAAUUAACGGAAGCAGUGCUACACCCAGCAAAGAUGUGUCAAGUGUGGACAAGAAGACCAAGCCUGUUGCUGCACCAACAAAACCAAGUGUCACUGCCAAAACGCGGCCAAACACCGCAGUGGCCAGUGGUGGUUCAGCUGCAGCCUCAGCUAAACGCCCCACACCAUCCUCCACCAUCACCUCCACCACAGACAAAAAAACACCCACAGCCAAGGCACCAUCCACAUCAACAGCUGGGUCUAAGCGGCCCUUGACAACUUCUACCAGCCGCCCUUCAUCCUCGACCACCGCUGCAAGAGAUGUCAAGGCCAAGACAACUGCAGAGAAGCGCCCCCCUGUGCCAAAGGCCACCUCCGAUCAAACUGGCACUACUGCUGCCACCAAAAAUUCAACUGCAGCCGGAACAGCCACCAGAACCACUACGACUACACGCACAGCAGCAUCUACUCGCACUGCAACCACUGCUGCAGCCAAAAAACCCCUGGCCUCAAAGAUGGACAGCAAACCAGGAGAGGAGAAGAAGCCUAGCACUCUGAAGACCUCUACAGCUGAUUCUACCAAGCCCAAGACCACCACCACCACCCGGGUCACAGCUUCUACCACUGCUGCUUCCCGCACUCGAACCACAGCAACCAAACCAACCACACCAUCGUCUGCCUCUGGUACAGUACCUGAGAAGAAGCCCUCGGUGCCUCGCACCUCCAGACCCAAUCCUCAACCACCACUACCACCAACCGCCUCCAGGACCACAGCUCGCACUGGCAUAGCUGGAGCCCCCGACAUCCGUAACGCCCGCUCCAAAAUUGGCUCCACAGACAAUAUAAAACACCAGCCUGGAGGUGGAAAGGUGUCAUCUGCCUCUCAGAGCAGGGGCGUCGCCUCCAAAGAAACAAGCCAGGGCAAAGUUCAGAUAGUCUCCAAAAAGGUGGACUUCAGCCACGUCACCUCACGCUUGGGCUCCAAGGAGAAUAUGAAGCAUGUUCCUGGUGGAGGGAAUGUGCAGAUACUCAACAAGAAGGUGGAUUUGAGUAAAGUGACGUCAAAGUGCGGCUCCAAAGACAACAUCAAGCACAAGCCUGGUGGCGGUGAUGUGAAGAUCGAGUCCCACAAAGUGAGUUUUAGGGAUAAGGCUCAGUCUAAAGUGGGCUCCAUGGACAAUGUGGGCCAUUCACCUGGUGGAGGAAACAUCAAGGCUGAGGGCGACCAGAGACAACAGAGGGGACUGGAACCCCUGAGUGGCCACCCUGGCCCAGCCCCAGGCCUCGAGCCAGGGCAGGCUGGGAGCUCUGCUGCCCAGGAAAAUGGGUUGAAGGAGGGGGCCCCCUGUGAUAGCGAGGGCCUCCGGGAGCCCCAGGCCCUGGACUCGCUCAUCCCAGAGACAAAGUCCUGGCACCAGGUUGGGAACCACGGGAACUUAAAAGUGCGUUACUGUGUAGACAAUGUGUUGAAUCAUGGGUUGGGUCGCGGGCGUAAUGCACGUUGGUACGGGCAGAUACCAGCUUUGGAAAAGUGGUGA